Messenger RNA from Chrysemys picta bellii (western painted turtle), 1781 nucleotides. RefSeq names its product UDP-GlcNAc:betaGal beta-1,3-N-acetylglucosaminyltransferase 7 (gene B3GNT7). NCBI's taxonomy places the organism in Eukaryota, Metazoa, Chordata, Testudines, Emydidae. The record is from RefSeq and is a predicted model, not a curated record. Gene Ontology annotation, molecular function: hexosyltransferase activity; UDP-glycosyltransferase activity. Gene Ontology annotation, cellular component: Golgi membrane.
AGUGAGUGGAGGGGAGGAAAGAGCAGGAGGCCAGUGAGCAUAGAGGGCUCUGUGUGCAAGCGGCAGGCAGGGAGGAGGGCAAAGCCAAGCCAGCCAGCCUGCCCUGUGAGCUCCCACAGCAGUGUAGCCCCAGGACGAGGAAGGAGGGAGCCUCUCAGGAUCGCAGCCGGUUCCAGCAGCACCGCUAGGUUCUCAGCCUCCGCGCCCAGCAUGUUCCAGUGGAAGAAGACAAUCUAUAAAAGUGCCUGCCUGUCCUUUGUGCUGGUGAUCAUGGUGACGGUGCUGCAGAGGGGGAUGACUCCUAGCCAUUUCAUUCAGGGCCAGCAGCAGAAAGAAUUGCACCAAGAGCCCGUGAAAGCUCAGAAGAGAGAUGGCAGCUUCUCCAAGACCGGCAACUUCUGGAAGAGCAAGAAGGAGAAGACCCACCUGGAGGCGGAGGGAGUCACUGAGAACCAGGUGAAAUCCUGGGACGUCACCACUAUCAAUUGCACGGCCAACCAGAACAUCAGCAAGUUGGACUGGUUCAAGGGGCUGGAACCCAACUUUCGGCAGUUCCUGCUUUACCGGCACUGUAGGUACUUCCCCAUGCUGAUCAACCACCCGGAGAAGUGCAGGGGUGACAUUUACCUGCUGAUUGUGGUCAAGUCCAUCAUCACGCAGCACGACCGGCGGGAGGCCAUCCGAAGGACCUGGGGCCAGGAGAAAGAGGUGGAUGGGAAAAAGAUCAGGACUCUCUUUCUGCUGGGCACGGCCGCCAAAGAAGAAGAGAGGGCCAACUACCAGAAGCUGCUGGAUUAUGAGAACCACAUCUAUGGGGAUAUCCUACAAUGGGAUUUCCUGGACAGUUUCUUCAACCUCACCCUCAAGGAGGUCCAUUUCCUAAAGUGGCUCAACAUCUACUGCGACAGCGUUCGCUUCAUCUUCAAGGGGGAUGACGACGUCUUCGUUAGCCCCAACAACAUCCUGGAGUUCCUGGACAACAAGAAGGAAGAAGACCUGUUUGUGGGGGACGUCCUGUACAAGGCCAGGCCGAUCCGGAAGAAAGAGAACAAGUACUACAUCCCCAGCGCCCUCUACAACAAGAACAGCUACCCACCCUAUGCGGGUGGUGGAGGUUUCCUCAUGGAUGGGCCCCUGGCCAUAAAGCUCCACAAGACCUCGGAGACCUUGGAGCUGUACCCCAUCGAUGACGUCUUCCUGGGGAUGUGCCUGGAGGUCCUCAAGGUGGCGCCAGUCAGACACGAGGGCUUCAAGACCUUCGGCAUUGUGAAGAACAAGAACAGCAAGAUGAACAAGGAGCCGUGUUUCUACCGGAGCAUGAUGGUGGUUCACAAACUGUUGCCCCUGGAGCUGCUCCAGAUGUGGAACCUGGUCCACAGUAACUUAACCUGCUCCAGAAAGCUCAACGUCCUUUAGCGUGUGGCUUCCUUGAGGAGCUGUGGCAGGAAGGGUUGGAGCAUCUAGAACCUUGUCUUGGGGGGCGAGGGGAAAGAACCUAGAACCAGAUGAAGGCAACAAACUAUUCUGGGACUACUCCAGAGCCUUCCCUUCCGGCGACGAGAGGAGAGAGACUGUGAUCGGGGGGAGGGAAGGUUUCUAAUGGGGUAUUUCUGUACUGUACUGCGUUUUUUAUCCCCAACUGGGUUGGGGGGUUGCUAAAAAAGAAAAAGGAGGAUGAGAGAAAAGAGAGAGAGAACAAGGAUCACCUUGGGGAAAACUUCUGGGUGCUACAUUUCAGGAAAGAUGUGGACAAAUUGGGGAAAGUCCAGAGAAGAGCAAUA